AUGGAACUGAAAAAUAUUCAUGAUUACAAUUAAUGCAUUUCACAAAAUUAAAUGCUAAUAAUAUUGUGGUAUCAUAUGUCAAUUUAUUAUAGUCAUACAGAUUUUUGUGAAUACGAGAACCAUAGUGAAUUAUGUGAAGAGAUAUUCGAACAAUAAUGUUAAAUAUAAUAAAGAUAUAAAUUUGAUAAGAAAGUAUGUAAGAAUGGUUAGAAUUGA
Messenger RNA from Paramecium octaurelia, 216 nucleotides. NCBI's taxonomy places the organism in Eukaryota, Ciliophora, Oligohymenophorea, Peniculida, Parameciidae. The record is from the annotation of a GenBank genome assembly.